Drosophila nasuta is the source of this 2095-nucleotide messenger RNA. RefSeq names its product protein 5NUC-like. Gene Ontology annotation, biological process: AMP catabolic process. Lineage: Eukaryota; Metazoa; Arthropoda; Insecta; Diptera; Drosophilidae. The record is from RefSeq and is a predicted model, not a curated record. The transcript is spliced from 7 exons. Gene Ontology annotation, molecular function: nucleotide binding; metal ion binding; 5'-nucleotidase activity. Gene Ontology annotation, cellular component: plasma membrane. The coding region runs from base 114 to 1934 and encodes 606 amino acids.
UUAUUAGUCUGUUUAGACGUUCAGAUUAGUAUUACCUGCGUUGUAAAGCGGGCCACAAAUCAUUUAAUGAAAAACCUAGCAAACAAAAUAACAAUAAAGUGUACUCACUCAUAAUGAAUUUGUUAACUCGCUCCAGCCUGAUGAUGACGAUGAUAUCGCAACUGUUGAUCGUUGCGUGCAGUUUGCUGCUCAGCCCCAUUGCAGCCAAUCCUGUGCUUGUGCCCAAAGCUGCUGUGGCCACGGAACUCAUCAUUCUGCACAACAAUGACAUGCACGCCAGGUUCGAGCAGACCAAUGUCAAUGGUGGCACUUGCAGUGCAGAGGAUGCCAACACCGACAAGUGCUACGGUGGCUUUGCACGCGUUGCCCACGAAGUGCGCACGUACCGCGAGGAGGCUAAGAAUGGAGGAACUCCUGUGCUUUACUUGAAUGCGGGUGACACUUACACAGGCACCGCUUGGUUUACUGUCUUCAAGGACAACAUCACUAGCGCUUUUCUCAACAAACUACAGCCUGAUGCCAUCUCACUUGGCAACCACGAGUUCGAUAAGAACGUCGAGGGUCUGAUACCAUUCCUCAACGCUGUGGAAUUCCCAGUUUUGGCUUGCAAUUUGGAUUUGUCCAAAGAGCCCGAUUUGGCUGCCACCAACAAGCUGUCAAACUCCACUGUUCUUGAAGUGAACGGGACGAAGAUUGGCGUCAUUGGUUAUCUCACACCAGACACCAAAGAUCUCUCUUUCCAAAACGAUGUGGAAUACGCCGAAGAAAUUGUCUCCAUCAAUGCCGAGGCAACAAGGCUGAAGGCACAGGGCAUCAAUAUUAUCAUUGCUCUGGGACACUCGGGUUACCAGAAGGAUCAGGAGAUCGCCAGAGAUUGUCCCGAUGUCGAUAUUGUGAUCGGUGGACAUUCACACACAUUCCUCGACUCGAGUCAACCCGUUGCCGAUAAGGAUGACACCAAUGCUGAGGCUGUUCGUGGUCCUUAUCCCACCACGGUGACCCAGUCAAGUGGCAAGAAGGUGCCUGUGGUGCAGGCUUAUGCUUACACCAAGUAUUUGGGCAAAAUUCAUGUGCAGUUCGAUGCUGAAGGAAAUUUACUCGAGUUCGAUGGAGCCCCAAUUCUGCUGAAUGCUUCUAUUUCCCAAGAGCAAGAUCUGCUUGAUUUGUUGGAUGUGUAUCGUCCCAAUAUCACACAUUUGGAGCAGACAAUUGUUGGAUACACCAAGGUGACGCUUGAGGGUGGCAACAUAUGUCGUCUGAGGGAGUGUAAUCUGGGUAAUCUGGUUGCCGAUUCGAUGGUGCAUACACGCGUAUUGGAAGAUAAGGCUGGCGAUUACUGGACGGACGCUUCCAUUGCCUUGAUACAGGGCGGCGGCAUUCGCGCGACGAUUGAUAAGAAUGGCAAUGGUUCCAUCACAGGUAGCGAUGUUCUCACAGUGUUGCCAUUUGAGAACAAUCUUUAUAUCACACGCAUCUCGGGCGCAACACUGAGGAGUGCGCUGGAACGUUCGGCAAGCAUUCGCAACCAGGAUUCGAAUGGUGGAUUCUUGCAGUUUGCUGGCCUCAUCAUUGAGUAUGACUACGACAUGGAGGAAGGACAUCGUGUGGUCUCCGCUCUGGUGCGAUGUGCUGAGUGCGCCGUGCCCACCUACAGUCCCCUCAAUGAGACCGCUCUCUACAAGGUGAUCGUGAAUGAAUUCAUUCUCAAUGGCGGCGAUGGCUACAAUCUGACCGAACCCAUUGAUCCCUACACUGAGUUGCUCGUGAAGAACGAUCAGUUUGCCUUGGGACAGUAUUUGGAGGCACGGCACUAUGUUUAUCCUGCCAACGAGGGACGCAUCGUCAUCCGCGGGCCAACAGAUGGCGCCACCAGUAUUCUAGCCUCAUUUGGCUUGAUAGUGGCCACAACUUUGUUGUCGCGUUUGUUUAAUUAGUCGUAAAGUGUGUGUGAGUGGUGUGUGCAAAGGUUUCGCUUCCUGCAGCUCAAGUGCAAAUUUAUACAACUGUAUACGAUAGCUGUGAAUUUAUAAAGUUAACUACAAUGCAAAAUGUGUAUUCUACAAUAAAUGUCUGCCUUAUUUUCGUGAUAAAUCUA